This is a messenger RNA of Ictalurus punctatus (channel catfish), 834 nucleotides long. RefSeq lists its product as uncharacterized. The record is from RefSeq and is a predicted model, not a curated record. The coding region runs from base 96 to 779 and encodes 227 amino acids. The transcript is spliced from 5 exons. NCBI's taxonomy places the organism in Eukaryota, Metazoa, Chordata, Actinopteri, Siluriformes, Ictaluridae.
AAAGCAAAGCUUGUUUGUGUCCCUGCACCAAGGCAACAUUACACACGCAGGUGGUGAGGCUUCACAAAAUUGGAGCUGAACUGCAGUACACAAGCAUGGAACAGUCAGCACAGAUCCAGCAGGAUGAUUUCUCAUGCUUUCAACUCAUUCAACAACCGGCCCCUCAGCCUGUUGCACUCUUCCAGCAGUUUCCCUCAGCAAUGGCUCCACCUGCACCAACUUUACGGCCGGGACACAUCAGGGAGGAUCUUGUAGAGCUGAUGAUGAUGCAGAAUGCUCAGAUGCACCAAGUCAUCAUGAACAACAUGACCAUGUCUGCACUUAGUUAUUUUGGCUACAUGCAAGCACCUGAGCAUCCAGGUCCACCUGUAACAGUUGAGGUGGAUCCGGAGGUGUAUCAUCACCACUACCCCUGUCCCCCCUGUGAAUCUUACCCUGUAUGGGUUCCUAUGUCUCUGGCACCGAUGCAGUCUCAGGUCCCUCUUCAGACCAUUCCAAGCUUUCAGGAUCCUACAUACCCUCUACACAACACCCACGUAGAACACAGAGACAGGAAAGCCGUUCCUCCUCCUCCACCACCCAGCGCAACAGGAACUGUCGGACCAGAUGUUCCUCUUGCUGCAGGUACACUCACACACACACACACACACACACACACACACACACACACACACACACACACACACACACACACACACACACACACACAAACUAAUUUCUUUGGAGAUGUUCAUGGUGAUCCAGAAUGUAGACAACUCCAGAGAAUAGCUUGGAGGUGACAGCUGAAAACACCUGAAUGUCCAAAUUUCUCUCUCUCUCUCUCUCUCUCUCUCU